Molecule: messenger RNA, 1344 nt
Organism: Dichomitus squalens LYAD-421 SS1
Lineage: Eukaryota; Fungi; Basidiomycota; Agaricomycetes; Polyporales; Polyporaceae
Exons: 9
Coding region: 1-1344 (447 amino acids)
Source: RefSeq, a predicted model, not a curated record
AUGGCAUCCAACAACACCCCGCUGAGCACUAAGAUGAGCGAGUGGAACGCCAACCUCAGUCAGGCGUACCGAUCGCUCCCUGCUGCCGACCUCGACCGCUUCAAAUUUCAAGCCGCUUCCAAGAAUUCGGAGCGCCUUUCCGCAGAGCAGAGCGAGCUUCGUCGGGCCAAGCAUGCCGCGGAGAUGACGAGCUAUAUGCACACCGUGAUGAAGACUUGGCAAAGUCAGUCCGGAUGGGUCGGAUGGUGUGCGAUGGGUGGGUUGGACGCCAACGGCCAACCCGUCUAUCACUCGGGCGCCAAGACGGGCAAGGACCGGCACGGGCUGACGUUGCAAGAGCGAUUUGCACGAGAGUUCCAGUGUACGCCAGCGUUCAUCGACGGUAUCAUCCAAUCUUGGGUGCUGGACAUCUUCGACGCGCCUCAAGCCGCCAAGCCUUUGUUGUCGUUGUCAACAGGCGCUGGGAGUGGUCCUUCCAUCUCUCUAUCUGCAGUGACGGGCAAUGUCAGUCCCAAGCAGCCCCCGGUGCUUUCUCCGGGAAAGGUGGGAGAUCCUGUCCCGGAGCGCGCAGCCGUCGCCUUGGCGGCUACAGACGCGGCCAAACGGGCAGACACUUCGAUUUCCACCCCCAAGAGUGCGGCGAACAACCAGUUCAAUCCCUUUGACGAGACCUUCUCUAGCGACGGCGACGACGAUCUAGCCGCAGAGUUAGAGAAGGAUAUACAGAAGAAAGUUGGCGGCGACGUCGUCGUACAGACCGCCACUAUUGUGCCCAAGCUGCCAGCUGUGGAGGUAGGCCAGGCUCACAAGGCGACGAAAAGUAGCAAGCCCAAGAUGUUGUACGAGGCGAAGCAGUCUAGAUCAGUCACUGGCAACCCACCUGUAGAGCCCCCUGCGAAGCCACUGAACCAGAAAUCAACCGCUCAGCAGUCGACGCGGGGCAAGAGGCGAGGACUCGACACCGCUACUUCCGGGGCGGCCGUCACUUCACCAUUAACAGUGAACGAAGCCAUAACGAAGGCCCUAGCUGCGACGGAGCCCGCGAAGAAAUCGGUCAGACCACGUCCGAAGGUGAAGAAGACCAACGAGGCGUUGUCUGCACCUGCAGGCGACGAGUCCCUUCAAAACGCCGCGAAGGGGGCAUCGCCUGUGUCACACCAUGAUGGGGCCAAGAAGGCAUCUGUUCGCGUCGUGACUCGCUCGGGCCGGGUCAGAGUGCCCACUGCACGUUCACUGGAAGAGAGCCCAGACAUGUCUGCGGCGAAGAAACUUAACGCUACCAAGAAGCGAACCCGCGAGGAUGCAGACAGCAAAGGCACAGGGAAGAAGACUAGACGGGCCUGA